Molecule: messenger RNA, 1434 nt
Organism: Diprion similis
Lineage: Eukaryota; Metazoa; Arthropoda; Insecta; Hymenoptera; Diprionidae
Gene: scf
Product: calumenin
Exons: 4
Coding region: 208-1182 (324 amino acids)
Cellular component (GO): endoplasmic reticulum
Molecular function (GO): calcium ion binding
Source: RefSeq, a predicted model, not a curated record
GGCGGUAACCAAGAAGUCGAGCUUUGAUGAUGUGGAAGCUGGAGCCGCGGCCGAGAGUUGAUAACAUCGCGUCGCCUUCGAACGUCAAGGGAUCUCGCUCUGAUAGACGGUUUUCAAUUGUUCCUGCCGCAAUCGGUCGUUGUAAAUAGAACCCUUGUUUCGUCGUUUAGUUUUUUACACCUCGUUUUAAGUAGUUUCUUAAAAAUCAUGCCGCGGACAUUAUUUACACUCGGUAGUGUGUUCUUGGUUAUUGUUACCGUCCGGGCGAUUCCAAAGCCAGAUGAAGUUCAGGAUCGUGUAUUAGACAAGGACCUUAGCGAACAGGAACAUUUCAUUAAUUCGCAACACAAUCCGACUUACGAUCAUGAGGCUUUUCUUGGUGAGGAGGCCAAGACAUUCGAUCAACUGAGUCCCGAAGAGAGCAGAAGGCGCCUCGGUAUUAUAGUUGAUAAAAUUGACCAAGAUAAAGAUGGAUUUGUGACCCAAGAGGAGCUCAAGGACUGGAUAAAGUACACCCAGCAACGUUACAUCCAAGAUGACGUUGACCGGCAAUGGACGACACACAAUCCAGAGGACAAGGAAAAACUACCUUGGCAAGAAUACCGCAGCUUGGUGUACGGAUUUAUGGACGAUGCCGGGGACGAUUUACCUGAAAAAACCGAAGACGACAACUUCUCAUAUGCAGCUAUGCUUAAGAGAGACCGUCGACGGUGGUCGGUAGCCGAUAAAGACGGUGAUGAUGCAUUGACCAAAGAAGAAUUUGCCGGAUUUCUUCAUCCAGAAGAAUCUGAGGAUAUGAGGGAUGUUGUUGUCCUCGAGACAAUGGAGGAUAUCGAUAAAGAUGCCGAUGGAAAAAUAUCCGUCGCUGAAUAUAUUGGGGACAUGUACAGAGGAGGAGCUGACGAGGAAGAACCAGAAUGGGUGAAGAAUGAAAGAGAGCAGUUUUCUACUUACAGGGACAAGGAUGGCGAUGGUCUCAUGGAUGUUGAAGAGGUGAAGAAUUGGAUCAUCCCAGCAGAUUUCGAUCACGCGGAAGCAGAAUCCCGGCAUUUGAUCUACGAGGCAGACGGUGAUGCUGAUCAAAAACUUACCAAAGAUGAGAUCUUGGAGAAAUAUGACAUUUUCGUUGGUUCCCAAGCGACUGAUUUUGGAGAGGCUUUGGCGAGGCACGAUGAAUUUUAAUAAUAUUACAUUUUACUGCUUCAUUGAACAAAGUUUAUACAUAUAUUUAUAUUGAUAUUUUAAGAUAUUAGCUUAAAGAUUCAAACCUGUCAAGCAUUUAUGUCUAGCAUUUUCCAUUCUACAUAUAUUUAUGUACCUACUUAUAGUACCUACUAAACGAAUCGGUGAUAAAACUUGACUCAUGUUAUUCAUAUAACAGAAUACUUAUAUCACCUUCUUAAUCAAAAAUAAUGAAUUUCAAUCUCAUGUAAA